GGUGCAGUGGGGGUGUAUUGGGGCGCAGCGAGGUGUAUUGGGGCGCAGUGAGGGUGUAUUGGGGUGCAGUGGGUGUUCAGUAAGGGGCUGGCAUGCAGUGGGGGUGCAGUGAGGUGUACUGGGGUGCAAUGGGGGGCCCAGCAGGGGGCUGGGGGUGCAGUUGGAGAGUUGAGGGGUGCCGUGCGGGAGCUGGGGCUGCGAGAGGCCCGGUCUGGGGGGGCGGGGGCCCAGGCGCCAGGGCAGGGGUGAUGCGAGCCCCGGAGCUGGGCGGGGGGUGGGGCCGGGCUGUCCCUGGAGCCCUGCAGGGAUGGGGCACCGGUGCAGUGGGGGCCCCCGGGGCUCUCCUGGGUCCCCCCCCAGGGCUGCGGCCGGCCUGGGGCCUCCUUGGUGCCUCCUGCCCCGUCGCUGCAGGCAUCUGGGGCCAGGCCGGCGGAUCCGGCUGCACCGGUUCCUGGAAGCAGCUCCUAGACUUCCUCUUCAAGUUCCUGGUGAUCGGGAGCGCCGGCACGGGGAAGUCCUGUCUCCUCCACCAGUUCAUCGAGAACAAGUUCAAGCAGGACUCCAACCACACCAUCGGCGUGGAGUUCGGCUCCAAGGUGGUUAACGUCGGGGGCAAGACGGUGAAGCUGCAGAUCUGGGACACGGCCGGACAGGAGCGCUUUAGGUCGGUGACACGGAGCUACUACCGCGGGGCAGCCGGGGCCUUGCUAGUCUAUGACAUCACCAGCCGGGAGACCUACAACGCACUGACCAACUGGCUGACGGACGCCCGGACCCUCGCCAGCCCCAACAUUGUCAUCAUCCUCUGCGGGAACAAGAAGGACCUGGAUGCCGACCGGGAAGUCACCUUCCUCGAGGCCUCGCGCUUCGCCCAGGAGAACGAGCUGAUGUUCCUGGAGACAAGCGCGCUGACGGGUGAGAACGUGGAGGAAGCCUUCCUUAAAUGCGCCCGCACCAUCCUCAACAAGAUCGAGUCAGGACCACGUGCCUCGCUCGCUGAGCCCUCGCCCCCAUCCCGGUCUCUGCACCGCCUGCCUCCGUCCAUGGUGCCCUGGGACUCUGAGCUUUCCUUUGCAGUAGACGCUCCCCGUUCCAUGGACCGGCUGCACCCCACACCCCCAGAGCUCCAGCAUCUCCCUGGCCCCGGCAUUGCUUGCGUCGGCCUGGCCAGAGCAGCGCCCUCUUCUGCCAGCUAUGGUUUGGUGUGCAGCUCCUGGCACGCGCGGGGAUGGGAUGGGUCCCCUUUGCGGUUCUGGACAGCACUGGUGGGGUGUCCCCCUCACUGCCAGGACCCCGGCUCAGCUCGCCUUGAUGGCUCUGGCCCUGGGCUGGGAGUGAGCUGAGGCCAGUGCUGCCCCGUCCACGUCUCUUUCGCCCCCACCCCCUGGCACUAACGGGUCCUGCCCCCCCCCGACGAGGUGACGUUCUGCUGUAACCGACCGUCGGGAGCCUGUGUCCCCCUCGCUGUACUGUAGGGGCCUGCCCCCCAGCAGCUGCUAGGGCUCCAGCUGCCCAGCUUCACCCCGUCUUCUCCCCUCCAGCAGGGUCCAACACAUGCCCCGGGGGCAGAUUUGCACCCACUUCUGCCUCAGUUCCCCCCGCUCCCAGGUGCAGCAGGUGGACCCCCUGCCCCCCAGCAUGUGAUGCUCUUGCCCCAGGGGCCCUGGUACUGGCUGCCUGUGGGGGGGGGUCUGCACAGCGGGGCUGGUGAUGGGCUAAGCCCCCCUCC
Messenger RNA from Alligator sinensis (Chinese alligator), 1729 nucleotides. It is a transcript of the gene RAB4B, whose product is annotated as RAB4B, member RAS oncogene family. Gene Ontology annotation, molecular function: GTP binding; GTPase activity. Gene Ontology annotation, cellular component: endosome. NCBI's taxonomy places the organism in Eukaryota, Metazoa, Chordata, Crocodylia, Alligatoridae. Gene Ontology annotation, biological process: regulation of endocytosis; Rab protein signal transduction. Bases 93 to 1343 code for a protein of 416 amino acids. The record is from RefSeq and is a predicted model, not a curated record. The transcript is spliced from 7 exons.